This is a messenger RNA of Closterium sp. Naga37s-1, 939 nucleotides long. The record is from the annotation of a GenBank genome assembly. Lineage: Eukaryota; Viridiplantae; Streptophyta; Zygnematophyceae; Desmidiales; Closteriaceae.
AUGCAGCCCGCAGCUGGAGUGCAUCUGAGCGAUGCGGCUCUACCAGUGUCUCCUGAUCCUGACUGCACGGGUGGUAGCGAGCGACACAGGAGAGAUGCGGACAAGUACGGAGCUUCCUGGCCUCUGCUGUGCUGUGCUCUCGCCGGCAAGAGCCUCCUGCAGCACGUCCUCUCUUUCAACGAGAGUCAGCCGAUCUCCCUCAUCUGCAAUGAUCAGUACCCGCAGUGGAUGAAAAGCCUCCGCUUCUUUCUCCAUCGCGGUGGGCUCCACUCCCUUUACCUCACCUUCACCAAACCAGAGCACCUGCGCACCCUGGGACCCCUCAUUGCACGCUCCAGUGCCUCCCUCACGUCCCUGGGGCUGGAGCUGCUUUUCCGGCAAUGUCGGCAGGAUCGCAAGGGUUUCACUCAGGGCUUCCUGAAAGACUGCUCGCAGCUGCAGCAGCUGAGGUUGGGUCGGGGCAAGUGGAAACUGAAUGAGAGCUGUGCAAAUGCAGCAUGGAUGCAGUCCCUGCGGAGCCUGACUCUCGCAUUCGUGGAUAGCUUUGCCAUGGAGUAUAAAUUUCUGGACGCCAUCACGCCACAGCUUACGGAUUUCACUCUCUACGAGGUCCCCCGCUUCCAAUUUGGCACCAUCCGCCACAGUUUCAGUUUCUCCAACGCACGCAUUCUCCGUUUCCUCUUCCUGGAGACAAAACUCAUCUUAACUCUCAACCUCCCAUCCUCCCUCACAACCCUGUCUGUCAUGGCUCGCUUUGUCGAGCUCACCUGUCAGUCGGACACCCCUCUUGCUCUCAACCACCUCAUCCUUUAUGCCCGUUCCAAACUCCGCGCCUCCCUCCUCUGCUUCGCAUCCGCCAGGUGCCAGCUCAGAGCUUUCGUGGAAGAGUUGGCUCCGCAAGGUUGCGCCUACGGUGGAGGUGCUUAUGGUAGAGCAUGA